AGGGGGGCUGUGAAUCUUAUCUGAUUUUCCAGAGAGGGGUUUGGAGCUGGACUGAAGCAGGGACAAUAACAGGAAGCGGCCAGAGGAACUGCUGGGCUGGGCUGAUCACUUUUGCCUCUGUAGGGGCCUGAUUAACCAGUGAGCAGCUCUGUGGGAGCUCAGACAGGUUCACAUGCAGCUGGAAACAGACACUGCUGACCUGAAACUGAGGAGGAUAAUUCAUUUACUGAAGGGAUUUUCAAAUCAAGGAAGACUGUUGAAGGGACCCUGGAAUCCUGGAACAUCUAUGUUUAUCAUCUUUACAAGAAGCUCUGUCUUUACAUCGAAGUCUAAACUCUCUCUAUAUUUCACAAUGAUGAAACAGUCAGCCUGCAGGCAGUUGACUGAGCCUGGCUUCUGGGCAGGUGUCCUGGUUGUUUUAUGUACCCUCAGCAUGGGAGCUGAUGUCCACCAAGAUCUGAAAACACAAUCCAUGCCAAGCAGAGUGCUUAAAAGACAUAAGAGAGACUGGAAUUGGGAUAAACUUUAUGUGUCUGAGGAAUUGCCUCCACAAAACCCACCUGGUAAAAUUGGAAAGCUAGAUAAUACAUUCUUCAAUACAUCCUCAAGAUACAUUCUCUCAGGGGAAGGUGCUAACAAAUUUUUUACUGUAAAUGAAAAUGGGGAUAUCAAUGUCAAUGCAAAGUUGGACCGGGAGGAGAAAAGUAUCUACAAACUGUCAGCUUCAAUCAUCAACAAAGAGAGCGGUAAACCGCUUGACAAAGAUGAAACAUUUGUAAUAGUGGUCCUGGAUAUUAAUGACAAUAGCCCUGUCUUUCCACCUGACCUCUCCGGGUCCAUCAGCGAGUCUUCUGAAACAGGAUCAAUAGUAAUGACAGUAAAUGCAACUGAUGCUGAUGAUGGCAGCACUCUGAAUGGAAAGAUCGAAUACAAACUGCUAAAUGGGACAGACCUCUUCUACAUCAACAAAAAAAGAUUAGAUAAUGUAGGUGAAAUCAGAUUAUUGAAAAGUAGUCUUGACCGUGAGAAACAGAGUCAGUAUAUAAUUGCCAUACAAGCCAAAGACCUGCCAGGAAAGGAGAUUGGGAAUUCUGCUACUACCACUGUGACCAUAAACAUUAAUGAUGCAAAUGACAACAUUGCCACUUUCAAGAAAGGAAAAUACACAUUUAAUGUAAAAGAAGACAGCAAACAGGAAUACGAAAUUGGCGUAUUAGACGUGGAUGACAAAGAUGAGAUACAAAACAAAGAUCCAACGUUUACUAUACAACAUGAAUUUGAUGAAGUCUUUGACAUUAAACUAAAUAAUGAAAAAGAUGGAAUUCUUACCCUCAAAGUGCCACUUGAUUAUGAAACAAGGAAUAUAUACACAUUUCAUGUAAACGUGGACGAGCACACAGUGUCUAAAUCACCAGAUAAUCAAGGACCCAACCUGCAGAAGACAGCGGAAGUUUCCAUCAAUGUAACUGAUGUUGACGAACCACCUGUUUUCAACCAAACUAAAUACAACUUCAGUUUCUACGAAGGCCAAUUCAGUAGUCCAAUCAUUGGAGCCGUUUUAGCAAAGGAUCCAGAUAAAACUGGUAACAAAAUACGGUACUCUAUUGAAGAUUCAAACUGUCCUGUAGCUGUGGAUCCUGUACAAGGACAUCUGUCCGUAAAGAGACAACUGGACAGAGAGCAACAAUCCUUGCACACAUUCAAGGUUACAGCACAUGAGGAUGUACCAAAUGGUCUAAUGUCAUAUGCACUGGUUAAUCUGACGGUUCUUGACAUUAAUGACAAUGCACCAGAAAUAACUAAUGGGACUUUGCAUGUUUGUGAGAGUGACACAGCAGGAACAAUCAUUGGGACUGUGGGAGCCAAUGACAAGGAUGAAAGUUCGCAAAGGUUCACUUUCACUCUGGCAAAAAAGAGCACAAACUUUACCCUUCGUAGGCAUCCAAAUAACACUGCAAGCAUAGAGCUGAAGCAUGGUGGUUUCAGUACUGAAAGCUCAAUGAAAUAUGAGCUGGAAAUCGAAAUCAAAGAUGGAGGUAACCCAGAAAAGCAGAGCAUUAACCUCGUCCAGAUUAAAGUGUGCACGUGCCAUGCGGGACGACGGAUCGAGUACUGCAAGGCCUUCGCCCAGACCGGAGUGAGCGCCAGCGCCCUCUUAGCCAUUCUUCUCUGCAUCGUCACCAUCCUGGUCAUUGUCAUCCUCAUCGUGUUGAGAAGGCGCUAUCAAAAAGAAGUUUUGGUUAUCAAGUCUUCUGGCGAUAUCCACGAGCAGCUGGUGAGCUAUGACGAGGAAGGCGGUGGAGAAAUGGACACAAACGGUUAUGAUGUUUCCAUCCUGUCCUCUGCUUGUCAAGACAGCAGCUUUCGGCCCGGCCUGGGGCCUUCGCUGUACGCCGUGGUGAAGAAACCUCCUGCUUGUAAGGGAGACAUGGGCAUGAUGAUCGAGGUGAAGAAGGAUGAGGCCGACCAUGACUGGAUUCCCUAUGAUACUUUACACAUCUACGGCUAUGAGGGAUCUGAAUCCCUGGCCGGUUCCCUCAGCUCUUUGGACUCGUCCUCCAGCGGAUCCAAUCUGGACUACGACUUCUUGCAUGAGUGGGGACCUCGUUUCAGGACCCUGGCUCAGCUCUAUGGAGUAGACGACUCGGACACUGAUAGCUUCGACUGAUCCUGCUGAAGGUCAGGGUUAUCAGAAAACAUCAGCUUGAUGGAGACUGUUGUCUUCUCUUCAUGGGAUUUUUUGUAAGGGUCCCUUUAAGAAAGGGAUUAACAAGUGCCAAUACUUAUUUCUUUCAAGUAUUAUGACAUUAUGAUGAGCACUACUGCAUUUGUAAUUUUCAUAGAAUAGGUGUUAGUAGAAAAACGUGCCUUGCUUUUUCAGACUGGUUUUAGUCCAGCUGGAUUUUGUAUAAAAGGGCAUUGGACACUGGUUGGACAAACUCUUCUUUUCAGGUUAAUUUAACAGCAAAUCUGAUCUCAUUUUAACAGGAAAAUAUGUUCAUUUUGUGAAGCUUUUUUCCGUUUCUUUUCUUUAUGUAGAUAUUGAUAUUGAGUCUCUUGAGAAAACAGAAUUAUUUAACAUUUUGGCGACUUCAUAAAAAAAUGUUACCCACUCCUCAAAACUGAAAACACACAAAUGAGAUCAUACAAAUCAAAUGAAUUUGUACCCCAACAUAAAACGUAAAAGUAGCAAUGAGAUUGUGUUGUUCUUAAUAUUUUUUCUUUUUUUUUUUUUUUUUUUUGUAGUCCUGUAAAAAUCCCCAGUUUGUUUGUAUACACGUGCUUUCUGGACUCAUGGUCAGUGUAAUUGCAGAGCCAGCAUUGUUCAGCAGACUUCUCAUCAGGAUAUCACUGUAUUGCUAUGGGAGCAACAAAGGAAAUUGUGAUAACUGUACUUUGAAAGAAUUAAAGGCUACUCCAAGUUUAUUUGACAGAUAUCAUCAGCACAUCGAUUGUUAUGAGUAAAGCCCAAAUCUCAAAGGUCGACCAAUAUAAGGCAAUUGCAGACAACGUGCAGUGAGUUUUUUGCCUGUUGAAAUGUGAAAAGUGGUCUGAAUAACUGUAUCACCAUGUGAAUCAUAAGUGGGGCUAUAUAUUUAAUAGCGUCAUAAAAGAAAAAAAAA
This is a messenger RNA of Carassius auratus (goldfish), 3623 nucleotides long. RefSeq names its product cadherin-5-like. NCBI's taxonomy places the organism in Eukaryota, Metazoa, Chordata, Actinopteri, Cypriniformes, Cyprinidae. The transcript has 13 exons. Gene Ontology annotation, molecular function: cadherin binding; calcium ion binding; beta-catenin binding. The record is from RefSeq and is a predicted model, not a curated record. Gene Ontology annotation, biological process: cell-cell junction assembly; cell migration; adherens junction organization. Gene Ontology annotation, cellular component: catenin complex; adherens junction; plasma membrane. Bases 173 to 2668 code for a protein of 831 amino acids.